AUGCCGCUCCCUAGAGACAUCACGGAGUUCCUACAAGGCUACCCCGACAUCUCAGACGAUCCCCGUCUCAACGCCAACCUCGAAUUCUACACAAACAAACAGCCCUGCAAACCAGACAAUCUCUUGAUCGACGACUUGCACGAACAAUGGAAGACGGAUUACGAAAAGCUUGAGUAUAAACAUGGAUACAUCCAAUGGCUGUUCCCUCUGCAAGAGUACGGGAUGAACUACAAGGCGCAGCCUUUGCAGAAGCACGAGCUUGCUGCCCUGAAGACGGAUCUCGUCGUCCGGGAACGGCUGCUGCGCUCCUACAGCACCAUGCUACACUUCUACGGCAUGCAGCUCGUCUCGCCUGAGACCGGGGAAAUUCGCCGAGCGGACAACUGGCAAGAGCGGUACCGCAACCUCACUCGUGCACCGCACAACAAUCUCCGUAUUUCUCGGAUUUUGAAGUGCCUGUCUGAAUUUGGCCUCGAGCGGCUCAAUGCUGGAUUUCUGCUUUUUGUGCUCGCUGAGCAGAGUGAAAACAGCCAAAUCAACACCGAGACGAUUCGGAGCAGCAUGGAUAGGUGGUGGGCGAACUGCUUGAGGGAUGAAGAGGAGAGGGCUUGGGUGAAUGAAAUGAUACGGAAAGUGAGGUCGGAGGACUUCAUCUUCACGGACGAAGCGUACCGAGAGGCAUUGCGCAGGCGUAGGGAGACGGGUUCCAUCAAGGCGGCGGCCGCAGCAGAUGUUUGA
Messenger RNA from Trametes versicolor FP-101664 SS1, 738 nucleotides. RefSeq lists its product as uncharacterized. The record is from RefSeq and is a predicted model, not a curated record. The transcript has 4 exons. Lineage: Eukaryota; Fungi; Basidiomycota; Agaricomycetes; Polyporales; Polyporaceae. Gene Ontology annotation, molecular function: opioid growth factor receptor activity. The coding region runs from base 1 to 738 and encodes 245 amino acids. Gene Ontology annotation, cellular component: membrane.